This is a messenger RNA of Dracunculus medinensis (Guinea worm), 636 nucleotides long. The record is from the annotation of a GenBank genome assembly. Lineage: Eukaryota; Metazoa; Nematoda; Chromadorea; Rhabditida; Dracunculidae.
AUGGCGAGUGUGAAUGUUUGGUUGUUUUAUCCGAACCUUGUUGGUUAUGUACGAAUCCUCCUGGCUGUUUUGUCAUUUCAAGCCAUGGUUUAUUAUCCACUCCGUGCAGUGUUGUGUUAUGCGUUAAGUGUUGCAUUGGAUGCCAUCGAUGGACACCUUGCCCGAUUAUAUAACCAAAGUUCACGAUUUGGUGCGAUGCUUGAUCAACUCACAGAUCGCUGUGGUACGAUGGCAUUGAUUAUGGCUCUUUGUCACUUCUAUCCGGAUUACUUGUUCCUUUUUCAGCUGUCAUCUAUUAUAGAUAUUGCAUCUCAUUGGUUGCAUUGCCACUCUGGUGAUCUCACUGGAAAAGUUACUCAUAAGGCUUCCACAAAUCCAGUGCUCAAUCUCUAUUAUACGUCAAAAGAAUUUCUUUUUUUCAUGUGUUUUGGUAAUGAAGCUUUCUAUGGUCUCUUAUAUGUGAAUCAUUUUUGGUCUGGUCCGGGUAUUUUCGGAAUAUACUUCAUACCUUUGCUCGCUGCUCUUUGUUUUCCUAUUGCAUUCGUUAAGAGUGCAAUAAGUUUAAUUCAUUUAGUAACUGCAGCACAGACUGUUGUAGAAUUUGAUAUUUCGCUUAUCGAAAAAGCUAAAAAAUAA